AUGGCGCACACAAAGAGCUCCGCCGCGGCUUUCCCUGGAUCUUUCUUACAACCAUCUUCUUUCAUCCUCGCAGAAGUUUUCUACGAAGAUGAGAGCCAAGUGGAGAAAGAAGCGCGUUCGUCGUUUAAAGAGAAAGCGAAGAAAGAUGAGAGCGAGAUCGAAGUAAACGACUCGCCCCUUUCCACCUCAGUCUCGUGUGACCGCUCCACGUUGAACGCUGAACAUGACAACUUCGACGCUUAA
Molecule: messenger RNA, 243 nt
Organism: Aspergillus chevalieri
Lineage: Eukaryota; Fungi; Ascomycota; Eurotiomycetes; Eurotiales; Aspergillaceae
Exons: 3
Coding region: 1-243 (80 amino acids)
Source: RefSeq, a predicted model, not a curated record